This is a messenger RNA of Phragmites australis (common reed), 585 nucleotides long. RefSeq lists its product as uncharacterized. The transcript has 2 exons. The record is from RefSeq and is a predicted model, not a curated record. Lineage: Eukaryota; Viridiplantae; Streptophyta; Magnoliopsida; Poales; Poaceae. The coding region runs from base 1 to 585 and encodes 194 amino acids.
AUGGUCUCGGUGAGGGAUUGGGAGUCUGAUGAUGAAGAAGGCCCGUUCAGCGGCAGCAUGCAGUCCUCGUCUUCUGGCAGUUUCUUGCGGACGGCAGUCAGAGCAGAUCUGCAGCGGGGGAAUCAAGUUGUUGGUGGUGGCGAAAACAGGGGAGGACGAUCCGGUGGUGAUCAUGGUGGCCAUGGUGGACACAGGGGUGGAGGCCACGGUGGCUAUGCCGGGGAUCGGUUCAACGACUACGACCAUGGCAGUUAUGGUUCUAGUUACAAUGGGGGAGCCUAUGGUGGAGAUGAAGCUUUUGGCUAUGGUGGCAGGGAUGGAUAUGGCGGUGGCAUCCCAAGCUUCUACAGCGGCAACCAUGGCUUCAACCGGGCUCUAGCUUCGGGCCUGGUGUUGACGCGGGUCACCAUGGCUUUCAUCACGGUGGUGAGCAACGAGGUUUCUUCCCACGACGUGGUGCGAGUGGUCGCUUUCCGGGAUGAGGUCGUGGUCCAAACCAUGUCACCGUUCCUCCGAUGUUUCUGGGAGCAGGUGCUCCUCAGCCUCCAGCAGGGGCACCAAAUGCUGUCAAACUACCGGCUCUGA